GUCAUAACUGCGCGCUAUCAACGCUAUUCCUUCCGAGGUAGUGUGUUGGUAGCGUUAGCGUUUACGAGCUCCGUGAACGCUGUAAAUUGUGUAAAAUUGUCUAACCAUUAUUUGAAAUCUAUUGAACGGCAGCGAUAUAUUAAUAUUUAUUACAUAUGUACAAUGGAUAAUUCCAUCGAAAUAACUCUAAAAGAUGCUGAAACUGAAGAAGAGUUCAAGUUACGACUUUCACCGACUAGUGCUUUUAAAGCAGAAACCGAUUUGAAUUUUGCGACUACAUUAUUGAAUGUUGCACGUCAAGGUGCAUGCUUUGGUCAAAACAGUGCAUGUUCUGAAACUGAGCAUAUGCAGACUACAAUAUCAUAUGAUACUCCGUUGGAGGAAGCAUCUGGUUACCAGAUUCUGAUGAUAUAUAUAUAUAUAUGUUACCUUCUCAGGAACAAUCUCAAAGAGAAACGAAAGAGGAAAUGAGAGAAGAUCCAUUGUUUGAAAACAAGGAAAAAUGUCUGGUCUGGAUGGAGGUAAAAAGAAGCCCUUGAAGGCACCAAAGAAGGAAUCGAAAGUUUUAGAUGAUCAGGAUGUAGCAUUUAAACAAAAGCAGAAGGAACAGCAAAAAGCAUUAGCAGAAGCAGCGAAGAAAGCCAGUCAAAAAGGCCCAUUAGUUAUUGGUAGUAUAAAGAAAUCUGGAAAGAAAUGAUCUCAUGUAGCAGUGGGUGAAAUUUGUGAUUUACUGUGCACAUGAUGAUUACAACAAUAAUUAUGGAUUGAUUAAUUGUUAUAUAAGACAACUUUUUUUUAUGGUUUUUAAUUUUGAGAAAUCUUUAAACUUGUAAAUAAA
Messenger RNA from Linepithema humile (Argentine ant), 838 nucleotides. RefSeq names its product translation machinery-associated protein 7 homolog. The record is from RefSeq and is a predicted model, not a curated record. Lineage: Eukaryota; Metazoa; Arthropoda; Insecta; Hymenoptera; Formicidae.